Messenger RNA from Spodoptera frugiperda (fall armyworm), 4713 nucleotides. RefSeq lists its product as uncharacterized. Lineage: Eukaryota; Metazoa; Arthropoda; Insecta; Lepidoptera; Noctuidae. The transcript has 11 exons. The coding region runs from base 295 to 1914 and encodes 539 amino acids. The record is from RefSeq and is a predicted model, not a curated record.
UUGUAACUGUCAUUGCCAGUUGACAAAUGACAAUUGACAAAUAAACACAAAGCAAAGAAUCAGGCUGAGACUUGAAUUAUUUUAAAAAGUUUUCUUUAUAAUUACUUUUAUUCACUUUAUACAAUAAUAUUAGAAAUAAUUUUGGUCAAGGAAUAGUUAUAUUCAACAAAAUUUAACAAAAAAAAGUCGUAACUUAUUUAUUGAAGACGAUUCAACCUUAAUAUUUUAAUUGGCGCUAAAAUUUGCUCAAUGUUUAUGAACUAGAAAUACUUUUAUUUUCUUAUUGUUGUGAUAAUGAGUUUAAUUAGCAUAAGCAAUUCUUUACCUCCAGUACUCUCGAAUAAUAUAAAAGUUUUAGCUUUAGAAAAAACAUUGUUACAAGGACUGGAUAAUUUCAAAGAUCUCCUGUCCGACUUUGAACAACUUUACAUUGAAUCUAAUAGUUAUAAGACACAAUUUAUCGAACAAAAGGAAAAAUGUAGUAGUAACAGCUGCAGUAGUGCUGAAGCUCUCAAGAGGAUUAUUGAAUCUAAAGACAAUAUUAUACAAUUAGUGGCUUCAACAUUAACAAGACUAAAUGAGACAAAGGACCUGAAAAUAUUAGAUGAAGCUUUCAGAAUAUUGUUUGGAGAACAACCCACAUCUGUGCCAACGUACCAGGCUAACAUAAACAGUAAAGAGAUUAAGAAAUCACCUAUUAAACAAGAAUUACAUUCUUCUCUUGAAGAUGUAUCAUUUAGAGAGGAAUCUGAGUCAGAGAUCGAAGGCACCCCUACUACAGGAAGGUUUAGUCCUAUUAUACCGAUGAAAAAACUUAAGAGUACUACUACUACAGUGGCUACAUCAUCGGAUUUUAGGGAUAAGAAAAAGUGUCCUGAUAAUUGGGCAACACCAGACAAGAAAACAUUCAAACUAUCCUCCUCAACUCCUGUGGGUGGCAAGAAGACAGGCAGAUAUAGACAAUCUCGGUUGAACUUGGUGAAAGUGGAGCAGAACACUGUGAUAGACAUUACUUGUUCUCCGGAGUUCAGUGGGGGGCGCAGGGAUGAUACUGAUAAGGAUAAACCGCUGCUUAUCAAGAAAGAAUCAAUAGAAAAUGAGGACACAAUAUUACCAUCGCCUACAAGUGGACCUAAUAAUUUUACACUGUUUAAAUCUAAAGAAAGCCCAAUGAAAUUCAAGAAACCACUUAGUUUGAAACCUAAAACUGAGAAGAAGACUCCUCCAAAGCAAGUUGAUCAGAAUGUCUCACCAUCAAUUAUUAAACAGGAACCAUUUAAUUCUCAAAAUGUGUUCAAAGAUAAUAGUAUGAAUCAUAGUGUCACUUUUACUCAAGAGGAUUCUAUUAAUUUAUUGCAUCCGAACAGACUACCUAAGAACUUAAAGCAAUCGCCAAUAAAAGUUGAGCCGUAUAAUGACGAGACAUACUGUGACACGCAAGCCAGUGUCUCACUGUUACACCAUGUUGAUAAACUGGAUAAUAUACACAAAGGAAAGGAAAAUAGUCCUAGCAAGAGUCCUUUAGCUGAAAAUAUCAAUAUAACGAAUAUGCAAGACGAUGAUGAGCUUCAAGCAAGCAUGUCAGUGUUACAAAGGGAACCGUUUAAUAAAACCGCUGUGGAUACUGUUAAAAGAAAAAUCUCGGAAUUUGGUGAAACAAGUGAUGAGCCCGUGCGGAAGAAAUCCGAGAAACGUUUGUUACCCGGUUGGAGUUGCGACAAGUGUAAAGAGUUUUUCGGCGAACUGUACAAGCAUGAUCCGGAGAUGAUGGUGAAGAAAAUAAACGAGUGUUCGCACCACAGAGGUACCAACAACCCUACGGACAGACCCAAGACACCGCCCCGGUUCUGGAACCCGCGCUGGGAAGUGCCCAAUGAUACCGAGGAGUUUAACAGAAUGAACAACGUGUCAUGACGUGGUAGUACUUAUAGCUAUGUCGAUAAGGUUCAAUUUUGUACGGUUUUUCAGGGUUAUCAUGCAAUAGUUUGUAACUUUGUAGUAAAUGUGAUAUUUGUAAGUAUGUUUCGAACAACUUUUUUAUUCUAAGUAAACUGUGGCCUAUGGUAGGCACUGACUCUAAUGGAAAGUGAAAACGCCGUCUGGUCUUCAUGAAGUUCCAUUUUAAUUGAGAAAUAGAUAAUUAGCGCAUUACGCUACCCUAGGUGCUUAGUAGGAAUGACAGGCCUUGUUCGAAAAACAAACAGCAUCCAUAGUAUAAGUUUGCUUUACGUUCGGCGCUCUGAUUGGCCGUCUCGAAUAAAGCAACCAAUCAGAGCACUGAACGCGCUCUCGUUUCGAUUACUUUAAACGUAAAGGAAACUCGUACUAAGGGUACAGCUGUGAUGAGCACAUGAAUAUAUCAGAAUUAUCUUAAUCAGUAUUGGUAGCUAGCUAUCUAUAGUAUUCUAGAUAGUUCUAAAAGGCACUAAGAAAGAUUCUGUGCCUGAAUUAAUAAUUAAAAUAAAAGAUUUUACAAUUACUAAGAUCCACAGGGAUGAAAUAAUAAAAAUAUAAUAUGUUUUUUACGGAUGUAAGUACUAUGAAAACAUGAAUGUAAGUACUAAGUACUAACUACAAAAUUACUUUACUGCUCACGAUUUUGACACAUUACAUUACCUAUCUCAUUGGAUGAGGUCAUUCAUUAUUAAUACCUAUUCAUAAGCCGUGACGUCAUAUAUGGGCAUGGCAAUUUUUAGGUGAUAACAUUAGCUAUAUUAGCUAAUGUAAUUUAUGAAUUAAUGAAAACUGAACUUGUAGGGUUUACUCUUACUAGCUACUUUCACGCGGUUUCUCCCAUUCUGCUCGGUUCCUAUUGAUCGUAGCGUAAUGUUUUAUAGCUUUUAGUUUUCCUUAAUAAAUUGACUAUCCAACAAAAAAUAAUUAUUCAAUUCGGACUAGUAAUUGCGGAGAUUAGCGCGUUCAAACAAACAAACAUACUCAUCAGCUUUAUAAUUAGUGUAGAUAAUUGAUUGAUAAAAAUAAAUUAGUUACCUUCUACUUAGUUGUUACCUAGUUUUUAUUACAUUUAUGUUAUUGUCGCAAGCGAUAUAAUGGUUUAUGUACAUGUAUGAUGUAAUAACUUAGUUCUCUAUAUUUAUUUAAAAUUCUCUAAAUUUACAUUUUUAAAUAAUAUUUAAAACACACAAUAUAAAAUAAUAUUUAAAAAUAUAAAAAUAGGAGCCGACCAGUAGCGGGAACAUGGUCCAAGCUACCGGUGGUUAGGGCUCAGAGACAGAAACCUCCUCACAAUACGUGCCGUUUCGAGGAGUACUGCCAUCUGCAUCAGGCCCUUGAUCCAUCCGCCCAACCCCAGCCUCCUAAGGUGAUUGUCGAGGCUGUUGGGUAUUAAUCCGUUGGCCGACACGACUAUCGGCACAAUGAUAGCCGAAUCCACACUCCACAUGUCGACAACCUCGUGAGCCAAUACCUUAGUUCUUAUUAUUAUCAUUUUUUUACCAGCCAUGUAUCUAUUCCAAAAAAUACUAAUAUUUUUUUAUUUGUUUCUUAUACCGUAAAUACUGUUUUUGUAAUUCCCUAUUUAGUGCAACUUGGUCUUUUCCAUUCUCCCUAUACUUAUAUUGUUUUUCAGGAUACUAAUUCCCAUCUUGACUUUUCUUACUUUUUAUCUGAUCUUAAGUUAAAGUUGUUUUAGCAAUUAUUCAUUGAAACGUUAGAAGAUUUAUGCAAAUGAGUAUAUUUGCUAUCUAUAUAGAGUCAGGCGUUGUUUUAACAGUAACCCCCGUGCAAACUUUGCGUAGCUAAUUGCAUACUUCAAUACCAAUAAAAAGUGACCCCACCGAUGCUAUCCUUUAGAGUACAAAUAUUGCUAUCAUUACUAUUAUCUAGAAUAUAUUAUAGUGUCAUGUUUUUAUUCAUAGGUUGUAGGAUCUGUUGCAAACACAUUGCAAGUUUACAUAGGGAAAAAUAGUUUUAAAUCUCAGUCCUCUGGUGCUGCGGGUGUCCAUGGGCGACGGCGCUGCUCACAGGUGUUCCGAAUGCUCGUUUGGCCCUAUUACUUUAAAAAAAAACUAUAAACUUUAAACAGUAAAGUACAUAUGACGCAGUUAUUUCACUAGUCUCACAGUAAAAACUGUUCGUACCUGCAUGUACAUUGACCUCUAUGUAAUAAGACCACACCCGUCAAACACAGGUUGUAAUUACCAACUCAGUUUGCUAAUAACAAAAUUGUUAAUCAAUAAAAAUGUACAUUGAUAUUUGAUCGCAUAGGUUUAGCUACCUUUUCAAUAAUAAACAUCUUCAACAAGUACCUAGAUAUUGACGUCAAAUUAUUUAUCUUGUAAUAAAGUACAAAAUAAGAUAAUAUUACCGACUCGUGAGCAUGAGCCGUACCUCCGAACGAAGCGGUGACGUCAUGUAACGGUACUUAUCUAAACAUUAGUACAAGUUCACAGAUACUGUGGAAAAGUAUUUUCUCCUUAUUUUAAGUUUGUUUUUAGAGUAAAAAUAUCGUUAAAUAUUGCAGGGCAUAAGGUCUACAUUUGUGUAAACAACAAUGUAACAUGUGACUCAUUAGAUUUUAAAGUUAAUUUUAAUUGUAAAUAGGGAAAGUAGCUUAUAAAUACGGGUGGAAUAAACUGUGAAAUAGAGUCGUAUUUAUACGUUUUAUGUUACAUUUCACGUAUUUUGAAAUAUAGUUUGAUUUUUAUGUUAGUUAUGUAAAUGAUCUGUGAAAUAAAUGGUGCAUUUAAUUUA